CAUGAACUGCAAUAAGGGGAGGAUUUGUCUCCCCUCGGGCGAUUUGCAUGCACGCUCAUGGAGCCGAAUCCGGCAAGGCGGUUUAGGUCCGGGCACAGCUACGUGGCGGAGAUCUGCACAUGGCGUAUCCUGCUGCUUUUCUUGGUCUCUGCAGGCUGCAGCCUGCUGGUGGGAUUCCGCGCGGAGCGGGAUCCGGAGCUGCAAAAGCUCUUCGAGGUUUGCGAGGGCCGAAGGCGCUGCCACUCAAAUCCCUGGCAAGCCCUGCUGGUGGGGAAUGUUCUUCUGGUGGCGACAGCCAUGAUGAUGAACGGGUACCGCAGCUACUACGUCUUUCUGGCCGCCGUGACCUUUUUUGGGGUCACAGGGGUUAUUUCAACGCAGCAGGCGUUAGCUGGCUUCUCCAGCCCUGGCAACAUUGCCUUCCAGGCUGUUCUGGUUCUGGUGGGCGGCAUUAGGGACUCGGGUGUGCUUGACCACAUGUUCUCCCGCCUUCUUGGACCUCCCUCGAGGCAGGCCAAGGCCUUCCUGCGUGUGCAGCUAGUGACUGCAUUCUUGGGCGCCUUCGUUCAGCAGACGAUGGUGGUAGUGGCGGCGGCCCCGGCGCUGCAGCGCUGGGCGCCCCAAGCUAAGGUGAGCACCCGAGAGCUUCUGCUGCCCAUCACCCAUGUGGCAGCUAUGGCGCAGAACCUCAUGGUGGUCACCUCCACGGUGGCACUGACCAUUUACCAGACGAUGCCCGAGGCGCAGAUGCAUAUGUUGGACCCUGCGCUGGGGUGCAUGGCUUUGACGGCCCUGACCUGCGCCUACAACCUGCUGGCCACGCCGCUGCUUGGCCACACUACAUUGCAGCGCCGGAGCAGCCGCGAGCACAUGAAGCAUCAGUGCCAAAACCGGUACUCUCUCACCUUCGAGGUUGCCAAGGGCUCCUUCCUGAUCAACUCCACAGUUACCCAAGCUGGGCUGCUCUCGGUGGCCGGAGCUGUGCUGAUCGACACGGACUUCCCCACAACCCAGCCCAUGGCGGCGGGCAAUCGCUUGACUUUUGCAGCCACGGCGGCAGGGGUGGCCCGGAUUCGCAACGGCAGCCCCGGGCUAGUGCUUGAAGGAGACCCAUUGGCAGUGCUUGGGGCGCAGCGCCACAAGAGGCGACUCUUCGAGGUGGGCAUCUCUCCUGGAUCAUCUCUGGUGGGCUGCAAGCCCCCCAUUUGCUUGAACCAGGGCAGCUUGCUGGCUGCUCGCCGCCCGCAAGCCCAGAGCUUGGUGAGCCCGAUGCCCACGCGGCGCCCCUACAGAGGCUCGCCCGAUACAGAGUCCGUGGUGGUCGACACCGCUGAACUGGGAGAGUUCAGCGGCGCGCUCGCAGCUGGCGACAUUCUGCUCGUCGAGGCUUUCCUGGAGUUUGCGGACCUGCCAGAGGUGGAGAACGACUUCAGCUUCGUGGCCCUGGUGCCGGAGUCAGCGCCGCCGCGGCACGGCAGACCGGUGGACCAGCACCGUGGGUGGCUGGCUCUGCUGUUGCUGUUCCUGGUCAUUCUUUUCUCUGUUGCGAACGUGUGUGACCUCGUCUUUCUGGGCUUGGCCGCGGUGGGCUGCUGCAUCAUGCUUAACAUUGUGCACCGGGAAUCUGUGCUGCAGCGAUUGGACUUAUCGAUCUUCCUCACCAUCGCGGGAGGUCUCGGCGUGGGCCAGGCCAUCAAAGCCAGCGGCCUGGCCAACGCUUGGGCCCAGCUGGUGGUGGCUGCUGGCAAGCGCGUGGCAUUUGGGCAUCCCAUAGGGAUUCUCUUGGCGCUAUCUUUCAUCAGCUCAGUGCUGGCGAACCUCAUGUCCCAUACUGCCACCGCAGCCCUGAUGGCACCCAUCGCCAUGAAAGUGUGCAUGGCAGAGUCCAUGAACGUCAAAGCAGCAGCAAUGGUGCUGACAUUCUCUGCCAAUGCUUCGUUCACAACACCGUUUGCUAGCGCAGCAAACAUUAUGAUCAAGGGCAUGGGACCUUACGAGGCCGCCGACUUCGUAAGGUAUGGCAUCCCAUUGCAGGUGCUGUGCUUGUUUGCAAUCCCAUCGCUUUGUGCUUGGCAGUUUGGAGUGAGUGCGCCCCCAGAGAUUUGAGACCAAACCGGUGACAGGUCUGGGGGUCACAGAUGAUCUUGUUUAGGAUUUCGAUAAGUUAAAGUUAGGUCUUGGAAUUUUUAGACUGGGUCAGCACGCCUGCUUUGGCAGUUCGUUCCAUGAAUCGUUCCCAGAGCAAGCUGACGCAUGGGACUUUGGUUUGAUUCUUGAAUGGGGACAAGCUCUUUGAGCAGGAUUGUCACGUAUCUGAGCAUGUGACACGGGCAUUAGGGCCUCUGUUUCGACAUAUUUUUUUAAAGCUGUGUUCCCACGUGAAAAGCGGCCCUGCUGGUGCCAAUCAGCGCGAACAAGGCAGUGUACACUUUCGGAGCUUGGGCGCUGGCCAGAGGCCAUGCCCGUGAGGAAAAAGGCAGAGCGAGGCAAGCAAGACACCCACAUACCCGCAUGCGAAGCUGCUAAGCCUUGCCUCUUGCAGCUUCAUGGCAGACCAGGCAGCCCUUCAUUCUGGUGCCCGAAUGCAACAGCUGCCCAUCUCAUUUCCGUCAGUUCAAUGCAAGUUCGGUGCCGCCCCC
Molecule: messenger RNA, 2639 nt
Organism: Effrenium voratum
Lineage: Eukaryota; Dinophyceae; Suessiales; Symbiodiniaceae
Source: the annotation of a GenBank genome assembly